CAUAUUUCAUUCGACAGUAUUAUCUGAGUCGCGAGCGCGAAAAGACACGUUUAGUGCGUACGGUUGUGGCGGCAUUUCUUAACUUCACUCGUAAAUCGUUUUGUUGAUUGUUUGUGUUCGUUCUUUUUGAUGUGCUCGAUUUACGGUAAAGUAUUGAAGGAACAAACCGUGGAAGGCUGUUCCAUGUACAAGUGGAGUAACAUAUAAGAAAAAAUCUAUACAACGCUUUGUUCUGUAGUGCCUGCUCUAAACUGUUGAUUUCGAUGCGUGCCGGAGCGCUUGUGAAGUGAGCUUAAUAGCUUGGUGCGGAAAAUUUAAAUUUAUAGAAAUAUAACUACUGAAACAUGUUUUUUGCUUCAAAUGCGCGGUAAAAUAUCAUCGGUUACUUAUCAGUGAAGUGCGUGUGUACAUGACAGCGUUAUCUGUUUGAUUAAUCUACGAGAACCGAGCUACGAGUGAUUGAGCUGAAAAAAACACCGUAAAACACAACAAAACACAAUGUGAGUGAUUGAGUGCGUACAUAUGCUAUGUCUGAAGCCGGCUGUUAACGAAUGGUCGUAAUACGAAACAACACGCGGAUACAAUGCUGCUAGUGAACAGUUGGAUUGGUCUACUUGCAACGUGUUUUCUGAUUACAGACAUUUUCGGCCUAAAACUAAAAACCGUACGAAUACCACCGUACAAGUUUCGUGGUGAAUCCGCAUUGCUCGAGUGCCACUACGAGCUGAACGGCCAGCGAAAAGGGCAUGGGACGCUUAAUGGAGGCAAUCGACGACAUCAUACCUACCAGAACGACUAUCUGGGUGAGCCCUUCGAGGAGGAGGAAAAGCUCUACUCCAUCAAAUGGUACAAAGACAACGAGGAGUUCUACCGGUACGUGCCGUCCGCCUCGCAGCCGAUUAAGAGCUACAAAAUUGAGGGCAUCCGGGUCGAUCCGAACCAUUCCGACGGUACGAAGGUGUUGCUGCGUGGGUUAACACUCAAAUCCUCCGGUAUCUAUCGCUGUGAGAUCUCGGCCGAGGCGCCCAGCUUCGACUCGGUUCAGGGUGAAGGCCGGCUGGAUGUGAUAUAUGUUCCAAAGGAUGGUCCACACAUAAGCGACGGUGGACGGCAAAGCUUCCAAAAUGGUGAAACGAUGGAGUUGAAUUGUACCUCCGGUCGGUCGUAUCCAGCCACCACGCUGCAGUGGCAUCUGAAUGAUGUGCUGGUGACGGACCCGAACAGUCUCGUGCACUAUCCGUCGGUACAAAAUCAACACGGGUUGAUUACCACCUUUCUUGGGCUGAGCAUGGUCGUCAACCAUCGGCACUAUAUCGACGGUACGAUACGGAUUAAGUGUGUGGCAAACUUAUCGCCCGUUUUAUGGCGCGGCGGACAGGAGAGCAUCGUCCAAUGGGAGCAACCAUCCAUCGACAAUCGUGUUGCCAUGCUGUUAGUGAAAAGUAACGACACGAGCAGAAGCAAAAUCUUACUAGUGCCCUUUAUAAGCCUUGUGGUUUAUGCAAUAUGUCCAAUACAUGCCCGCAUAAAUUGGUGAUAGUAUGUGUCGCUAGAGUACAUGUGAAACACAAAUCCCAUCGCAAAGCACAUUCAGCAAGAAGGAUUUCCCGAAAGACAAAGAGAUAGAAUAAGUUUAUUUAUUUUAGCAAUAUUUUGACUGCUCUACUUAAUAACCUAGUUUAUGAUUAAAAGACUUUUUCAUUUAUUUUGUUUUAUUACUGAGCAACAGCAUUAUCCUUUCAUUAAACCGUAGAUUAAAUACUAUCAAAAAGCAAUUAAGAAAUCAAUACUAACAAAAAAUUGUAAAUAACGGAAAAGAUAUCAAUCAUUUGUAUUCAUUACAUUCAAAACUCCGUACAACGGAACGCAUUCAGAAGUAAGGGUGCAAUAGACAAGAUGUGUACAGUAAAUCCCUCUCCGUUCGAAGCCCGUCAUAGCAACAGUUUAAAAAUAACUCACAGUAUAAAUAAUGUAAAACUUAAUAGAUGAGAUACCACGUUGUACAUUUUAAGUAGCAAUGAAUACUCCGAUGAACAAAUUUUCAUUUAGUCUGUAGAGAAAGACGUUGCGAGUGCCAGGGAAUAAAAAAAUAAUAAAUUAACGAAUGAAUAGUGGCUUGAGAGGCAGUUCUUGGUUUUUGUAAAUAAAAUUGUCAAACAUGGCAAACUAUCUUUACCAUGGCAUUAUUACA
This is a messenger RNA of Anopheles stephensi (Asian malaria mosquito), 2191 nucleotides long. RefSeq lists its product as uncharacterized. Bases 584 to 1537 code for a protein of 317 amino acids. The record is from RefSeq and is a predicted model, not a curated record. The transcript is spliced from 5 exons. NCBI's taxonomy places the organism in Eukaryota, Metazoa, Arthropoda, Insecta, Diptera, Culicidae.